AUGGUGAGAUCAUUCUUCUGUGGACAUGAACUACCUAGGUAUAUCACUUGUACCAAUUUAGUUUUGUUACCUAAGAACAAAGAAAUCAACACUUCUUCUGAUAUGAGGCCUAUUAGUUUGAGUAAUUUCACAAGUAAUGUGUUCUCAAGUUUGGUACAGUUUCUACCUAGUAUUAUCUCACCUCAACAAUCUGGCUUUGUUAAAUGUAGAAGUUUUGUAGAGCAUAUUAUUUUGGUCCAGGAAAUUGUACAUGAUAUUAGAAUUAGAGGAAAGCCUGCUAAUGUGGUCAUCAAGCUUGACAUGGCUAAGUCUUAUGACAGGAUCUUCAAGAAGGGUAAAGCAAGGGGAUCCACUAUCUCCUAUUCUUUUUAUACUAGGCUGGCCGAAUGUUUGUCUGGCCACGAACGAUACCCGUUCAAUGAAGUUAACUACAAGAAGUAUGUGAUGCCAAAUGGAGUCCGUAUCGAUCAUUUUGGCAUAUCUUUGAUGACACUGCUUAUUAUCUUUACUUCUGCUAAUGAGGACUAUUUAAGGUUGGUUGUGGAGACUCUAACUAACUAUGACAAGGUCAGUGGCCAGAGGGUUAAUAAACAUAAAAUGCGCUUUUAUAUGCAUCACUUGACCUCACAGAACAUUAAGGCGGUGGUGCAUAAUGUUACUAAAAUCCCAGAAAAAGAAUUUCAUUUUACUUACUUGGGAGUGCCAGUUUAUUAUGGGAGGAGAAUGAAUAUUCAUUAUAAGGAGAUGAUUGAAAAAAUUCAGAAUAGACUUAGCUCAUGGACUGGAAAGUUUUUAUCUAUUGGGGAGAGAAUAACACUGAUCAAGCAUGUUUUACAAAGUGUGACCAUCCACUUGCUAUCAGCCUGUGAUCCUCCUCAUAGAGUACUUGCACAGAUACACAGGUUGUUUGCAAAGUUUUUUUUUGGAGCAACUCAGUUGGUAAUUCAAGCAAGCAUUGGGCAACCUGGAAAACUUUUAUGUCAUCCAACAGAGGAAGGGGGUAUGGGAUUUAGAAGUCUACAAAAUAUGUCUAAAUCCUUGUUUAUAAAACUUUGGUGGAACAUGAGGACUAAAUAG
Lycium ferocissimum is the source of this 1077-nucleotide messenger RNA. RefSeq lists its product as uncharacterized. Bases 1 to 1077 code for a protein of 358 amino acids. Lineage: Eukaryota; Viridiplantae; Streptophyta; Magnoliopsida; Solanales; Solanaceae. The record is from RefSeq and is a predicted model, not a curated record. The transcript has 2 exons.